AUGUCGCACCUCAUUGAGGUCUUGCCCACGGGCACGUCCCAUACCUCCGCACCGGGCUGGGCCUACGUUCCAGACAUCCGUCCUGACAUCCCACGCCAGGGUAGAGCUACCACCGCCGGGCGAAAACGAGGCGUGAGAGACUCUGCAAUCGGACGCGGAGAUAUCUCAUCGAAGCAGCAGAACGCGAUUUUGAGACGACUCGCAGAGCUUGAUCGGGAUAACCCCAAAGAUGUCCAUAUUCCGAUUCCAACCAAGCAGAAGGAUUCCAGUUCAAGGGGUUCGCGAGGCAAGACCACCUCCAAUGUUCGCCGCAUCUUAAUGUCUCAGAAAGCUUUCAAAAACUAUCUCGACGACGAAGAGGCCGCUGUCUUACUCGCUCCGACCACCGCGCCGCGUCCAAACGCUCCACGAGCUGGCAAAACACCCCCCACAUCUUCUAAAACUACACCGAAAAUAUCAAAGCAACCUCGCCCAGACCCUCCAGAGCCAGUAGUAUCCCAACUAAUCACCUCUGAAUUCGACAAUGAUCCCCUUCUCCGCUCGUAUAUCCCUUCCGCGCCCUCAGAGCGUAUCGUGCAGGCUCUCCUUUCGGAACCACCGCUCACCUAUAAGACAUCCCGUGCGACGUUUCCCGACGAGCUGAAUCGUAAACGUCCGCGGCAAUUCUGCGGAAUUUGUGGAUACUGGGGAAAAUUGAAGUGUAUCAGGUGCCAAGCAAGGGUGUGCGGCUUAGAAUGCCAAAGAACACAUGAUGAGACGGCUUGUGGCCGGAUCUUUGCGUGA
Molecule: messenger RNA, 783 nt
Organism: Coccidioides posadasii C735 delta SOWgp
Lineage: Eukaryota; Fungi; Ascomycota; Eurotiomycetes; Onygenales; Onygenaceae
Biological process (GO): chromatin remodeling
Cellular component (GO): Swr1 complex
Molecular function (GO): nucleosome binding
Source: RefSeq, a predicted model, not a curated record